AAGUGAAAGUAUAAAGGCACUAGCAUCAUACAUUUCCGAGCUUAACACAACAACCGGUUCAAAAUGGAAAAGUACGAGCACGGAGUGUUUUUUAAGACAAAAAAUCUUUCAGAUACUGAACUUAAACAUAUACAUAAAUACUUUCAAAUCAAGAGACGGUCUGGAGGGGGUGACUGUGAAAUCCUAAAAGUAGAUGCCAACAAAUACAAGAUAUGUUUUAGGGAGAAAGAAGCCCAGGAAAGAGUUCUGAGACGGGAAGAUCAUGUCAUCAAUUUACCUGGGCAAGACAGUAUUUGUGUUUCUUUAAGCUGUGACAAUGUUGCUGAAAGCAAUAAACAGCCUCAAGCAUCUGGUCAACAGGCAUCUGCUAGUGUUAAACAAACAAAGAAGGUUUUUAAGUUGGAGCCUUAUCUGCUACGUUACCUCAGUGAGUGUACACUGGCAAAUUCAAUCUUGGAGAAACGUUUGUCUCUGCUCUCCAGCACCUUCCAGAUUGACAUAGAGUCUGAAGAGUUAGUGGUGGUAACGGACUCAACUAAAGAUGGCUAUUCACUAAAGAAAUUGCAUUUUGCAAUUGAGGAAGUGGUAACGCAAAUACAGAAGAGCUAUAUCCUCCACUUUGAGGUUGAGAGAGACAGACUUGCAGUUCUGCAAGAAAAUUCUUUCCUUUCCAAUGAACACAUAAAAAUCUUUCAUGAAGGAACCUUAGCUGUUGUGGUUGGAGAGCGUGAACAAGUAGACAAGAUUACAAAGUAUGUUGAUGCCUUGCAGGCCAAACAGAUGGAUCAGAGAGUGUGUCACAUAUCUGAGAAAAAAUAUGAUCUAGUGAAAGAACAGUUUGAACAGAACAGGAAAUCUAAUUUUCCUAAUGUUAAGAUCAACCAAGAUAGGCCAGGCAUUUUGAUUUUGAAAGGUUCAGAGAAUGAGGUCCAUGCAGGUGAAAAGGAGCUUUUGAAUUUAGUGAGCGAGAUCAAAGAUAAAAGGAUCCCAUUGCAUAACACUCUUCUUACAUUCUUGGAAUCAAGUGGUGUUGUACAGCAUUUCCAAAGACGAUUUCAGCAUAGCCUCCGCAGCCCAGUUAUGCUUGAGAAUGCAGGUUCAGAUCUCCUUUUGUUGAGUCUUUCUAAUGAAGCACUAUUGGAGGCUGCUGCUGCAGUGCAGAGAGACCUGCGCUUUGAAACUAUGAGCUUGGAAAACACUGAAGGACAAUCACCUCAAUUUAUUAAACUGAAGGAGGCUUUGAGCAAAGCCAUCCAGCAGGCCAAUCAACAAGGUGUUAAAGUGAAUGUUGACUAUCAGCAUAGAACAGAUUCAACUGGCCCUAGAAUCAAUAUAGAUAUUGUGGGCGACACUACUGAAGUUUGUAGGCUGAAAGACAUUGUAUUAGAAUACAAAAGAAACCAAGAGAAUACUGUUCAAACUGUACUUCUUCCCAUGCAAGAGAUGGCAGAAGACUUCUCUGAGAUUUUGUCAUUAGUUGACUUGAAGAACAGUACAGUUGAAAUAAAUCCAACAUGUUUACCUUCCCCAUGUGUCCACCUCAUAGGACCUCAUUGUGAAGUCGACAGUUUGAAGAAAAAGCUUGAGACAGCUCUUAAGAGACUUGUCAUUAAACGAUACAAAGUGGAGGGCCCUGGAGCCCAACAGUUUUUUAAAGGUGAUGACAAGAAGACUUUGCAGUUAGUAAAGAAUAGUUUUAGGGUACAAAUUGUGCUCAGUGAUGAGACACAAAGAAUUGAUAAUGUGCCCAAUGACACAAGCUGUGUCAGUCUCCAGAAUCUACCAAAUACUCCACAAUCAAUGCAGACAGAUGACAAGGACAUCAACAUUAAAGUUGUGGUUGGUUGUCUUGAGGAACAGCAGGCUGAUGUGUUUGUUGCUCCGAUGAUAAAAACAAACUUGACUUCAACCGCGAUCGGCUCAUGCUUGUUGCGUAAAGGAGGACAACAGUUUCAGAGUAAUUUCAACAAUGCUAAGGGACAGCUUUCACUUACGCCUGGAGAUGUGCUGGAGGUCAAAGGGACACCAACGUUAGAAUGUUCCAAGGUUUUCUUCAUAGAAUGUCUGCCCAAAGGUGAACAAAAGGACAAGAGUGAUGAAGCACUACGUAGUGGACUGCGCAAAGUUUUUGCACUAUGUGAGCAGCAGUCCUUGGGUUCUGUUGCAUUACCAAUAAUUGGACCUGGUUUGGCAAUGUCAAUACCUGUCAAAGAUGCUGUUAAUAUUCUCAACAGUCAGAUGAUCAGAUUUUUAUCUGGAUCCACUGGCUCUCUCCACACCAUCAGCAUCAUCAUUAUGCCUGAUAAUGUUAAUUCUGAAGAGAUGUUCCAAACGAUCUGUGGGGAUCUAAGUGUAAAAAUGGUGGAUGACACAGGGCAAGCUCUUUUUUCAUUGACCUCUGACCUCGAUGAGAUCGUUGUUGCAAUAGCUGGGAUUCAACUCCAUAUAGUGUUUGGUGACAUCUCCAAUGAGACAACUGAUGUCAUUGUCAACACUACUGACUUUACAGACCUCCAGACAGGAGUGUGUCAGGACAUUCUCACUAAGGCAGGAUCAGAAAUCUUGGUUCAAGUGAAAGGGGCUCAGGUACAGCGUGGACAAAUCUUUAAGACCCAACCAGGAGGCUUCCCAUGUAAGCAGAUCAUGCAUGUAUGUGGAGAGAGGGAUGCCAAUGUAAUCAAGACCUUGGCAAAAGAAAUAGUGAUUCAAUGUGAACAUGGCCACUACCAGUCAGUGGCCAUACCAGCUAUAUGCACUGGAAAAGGAGCUAUGGACCCAACAGAGGUGGCCAAGUCCAUUCUACAGGGAGUAAAGGAUGGUGUUCAAGGAGCAAAUCUUCAAUAUCUCAAAAAUAUUCGCAUCAUUCUGCUAAAAAUCAACAUUUUCCUGGCAUUCAAAGCAACGGCACAAAACAUCUUUGGCAUUCAUACGCAGUUUUCAGUUCCUGGACCUCUUGUACCCACCCUAACAACCACCAGAGGGCGCAGCCCAACCAAUAGACCGAGCCGAUCACAGUCUUUACCUAUACAGAUCAACCGUAAUUUGCUUUUGUCUUUGCCGGUCAGACAGGACAAGGCUGAGUUUCUAGUCAUUGGACACAGCACUGUUGACGUGUCAAAUGCCUGCAGAGAGCUUCAGCAUGCAUAUGAGAAACAGUGUUCUUCCCAGUCUUUCUGCUCUGAAGACAUUGAUUGUCUCAGUGAUGGUGAGGUGGACCAGCUGUGCUCCAAAGUCAAGUCACUGCACCUGCAGAUGCAAAACACCAGCUCAAAAGAAUGGGUAGUGUUUGGCCUGAAGGAUGGAGUAAAUGAGGUGGUUGGUCAGCUACAAUGUGGACUUCGCAAACAGGUGAUAAAAAGAGACCGGGAAAGCCUUUAUACCAAAGUCACAUGGUGCAUUCUGGGACCAAGGGGCUUUUGGGAGAAGGUAUCAAAAGAGAUGAAUCAUAAGCUUGAAAAAGGUGAUGUGAAAGAUGGAAUUGUGGAUGCACACGGUGUAAAAUGGACUGUGGAUUUGAGAAAGAUGGUUGCCACAGCAUGUGGAACAGGAAAGAAGACCAGUCUUAAACGACUAGAGAAUUGUUCAGAUGCCGUUUUAAAAUGGCCAAGGAAGCUGAUGUCAGAAAACCCAUCAACAGUAGAAUCUGCGAGCUAAGACACCAGGUGAAGAGCAAAAGCAUGGUUAUAUAAGUUGUUUAAAUCAGUGAAGAACCAAGAUGGACUCCUAACCAGGAUAACGGACUGUUCUUUUGGCAAUUUAUUUAUUUGCUUUUCCACGGUUCCCAAAGUUUUUUGAAAGUUGGUUUAUUAUUUAUUUAUUCAUUAUUUUCUGUGCAUUUUGUUUAUAGAUAUUGUCUUUAUAUUGUAUAAAGGCACUGCUGAAAGUUUGAAAUGGACAUUGGUAAUUUAAGUUGCGUUAAUUCAUAUUUUGUAUAUUUUUUGUUUAAUGGCACUCUUUUAAAAUGUAGUUUAUGUAAAUGCAAUGCAACACAUUUAUGUAAUGUAAUGUAAAGCCAAUCACAUUUCCUUUGACUGACCAUAUGCAAAAACUCUUGUGGUUUUAAUAGGCCUAUAUAACUCUGUACCUCAAAUUGGGUUUAGUAUCUGUGCCUGGUUAAAAGGAAAUAAAGGUGGCUUUUGAUAGAUUACCCAUCACUCUGUCUUAAUAUGUGGUGUAAAUGUUUGUAUAUUGCAGGUUGCAUAUUUAAGUAUUUAUAUAUUUUACAUGUUUCAUGUACAUAUACUGUAUAUAUCCCCAUAUAUGUUAAUGAAUUGUAUGUGCAUGUUCUCAGUAUGUGUACAUAUAUUAUAUGUACACAUAUUGUGCAUACAUUUACAAUAUAUAUAUUUCCAUCUAAUUUUUCAUAUAUGUAAAAUGUAUUCCACAACAUUUCGAACACGAAUUGGUGCAAAUUGACACUUCAAAACUUCUUGAAAAAAGUGUGUUUUUUCCUGCAAGCUUUGGAGUCAUAAACAUAGUAGAACAUCUAAGGAACACUAAUCUACUGAUUGGACACUUUAGUUUCUUAGCAUGUUUUUAUACAGUUUCGAAAUGUUAUCUCUCUCCCAGAAUUUGUCACUACCGAAACACAACAACAUUUGAUAUAAAAAUUAGGUUUUUAAUAGCCUAUUCUGAUUUUCUUUACAUUAACCUUCUAAAUAUAUAUAUAUUUUAUAUUUUAAAGACAGUGUCAUGGUUAUAUUGAUUAGAAAUAUUAUUUUAACAAAACUAUAAGAGUGGUUCAUCAAAUUAAAUGCAUUUUGAAGGCAAUAUUUCUCUGUAAUUGCCAUACAUGCACUUAAACAGUUUUCAAAUUCAAGAAUUCAUUAGUUUAAGUUUUUAUCUAACUAAAUAAAAUUAUGUCAUCUUUUCUGAUAACAAAACCUAUUUUAUUUUUCCAGAACAUUAUUUGUUUCGGUCGUGACAUCAAAUGUUCGGUAGUGACAACCAUAUAGACCCCUUGCACGUGACGUCACGCUCUACUCGCGCGAAUUAUGGACGCCAUGACGGACGGCGGAAGUGCUAUGUUGUAGACGGACGGCAAGCCGAACAAGUACUUGUUUGUGUUCGUUAGGGUCAUAAAAUGGUUAUUUCGUGUUGCUAUGAUGCACCUACCAUUACAGAAAAGUGUCAUAAAUACAUUAUUUUUACAUGAAUGUUAUUGUUUAAUGCUGCAGUGACACCAUAAAUUUCAUAGCUGCAAACUCUCAAGCAUUCACCGUGAGACCCACGCAAUUGACCCCAUUCUCACGCCACACAUCCAUUUUCACGAUGUAAGUAGCUAAACCAGUGCUCGCAGUACUGACACUUUUAUAUUUUAGCGUACCUUCACUGUCUUUUGCGGCCACCACUUCUCAUGUUGCUGGUACUUUGCUGCAAAGAGUCAAAGAGCAUUUCACUUUAUGUGGCGCUGCGCAGGAAGUUCGGCAGCGAGGACAUCAGAGUACCGCAAGAGCAAGUCGAAAUGUUACAAAAGGGUCCGCCUUUACCUUUGCUCUCGCGUUACUCUGAUGUCAUACGCCGAUCAGUCAGCUCCGCACCAGUCAAACACACAAAGCGUCAAGGUCUGGAUGAAAAGCAGAGACCUGCGUGAUGUUUGCGGUGACAGGUUUUAAUAAAAGAGGAAAAAGUCAAUUGAUAUUUGACAUCUAUAAACAAUAAUAUAUACGAAAUAUAAUUAUGGUCUUGACAUACACAUUAUCUGUUGCUUUAGUUUAAUAUGAACUACUCAUUUGGUUUAUUUGAUUGGUGAUAGAGGGACUGUCACAAUCACGAAUCAUCACUUUACGCUUCUCUUUCUCAGUGGAUAAACUGAAUCAAAGCUGCUGUUAUCUGCAGUUAUACAUUUUACAGAGACCAGUAGCCUAUUCAUUAGAUUUUAACUGAACUUUUUUGGCACUUUUAUCAGAAGGAAAGCAUAAUAGAAGUGUAUAAAAUAAUAGUAAAGACUCUAAUCUCAGGCAUUUAAACUCAGUAAAAGCUUUUAUUUCAAUUUAAUUUCUAAAAUAUGAUUCGAUUUGUAUUGUGAACCAUUUUAACACAGUCUUUUCCAACUAUUUAACACAGAAAUAGCUAAAAUCCACACUAUUAUCAAUUGGCAAAUGGUUAGGACUUAUAUAAAAAAUUAUUACCACAAACCCAAACCCCCCCCCCCCAAAAAAAAACUCACUCCAAGCUGAACUCAGAAGUUGGCAGCUCUGCAGACUUUUAAAAGCAUUUAGAUCAGCACCAGUGUAUGGGGAUAUCCCGUUUACCACAUAGUGGUACAAAUCAUGCGGGCUGAAGUCGGGCAGACUCGGCGUUUAAUGAGGUCCGUGAAAAUUGAAGGAGGAAGAAGGUAAGGGUCGGUAUCCAGUCCCGCUAUCUCUAACUUCUCUAAAUAGCGCUUUUUGUGAGGACCUACCAAAUGCCCUACCUCGACCGAUAACGGCAAAACAACUUCCUUAAUAUAAGAAGCAAUGUAUUUUAGUGUAAUAUAUAUUUAAACUGUUUAAAACUAAUCAAAAAUCCCGCUCGUCUAUUACUAAUCAACCUAGUGCGUCAGUGAUUUUGCCGUCCAGCAUGGCGUCGUCACGUGGUCUAGGUCACGUGUUUGCAAAGGGUCUAUUGGAUUGUCCAUAUUUUGUGUAAAAAAAGUAAUUAGUUAGUCAAAAAUGGUUGGCAUUAUGCAGUCAAAACAUACAGCACAAAGAAUAUCUAACACAACACCACAUAAAAGCAGAAAAAAACUGAAAUUACGCUGAAGAGAUGGCGGAUAGUUCAGACCUUGAAGGGAUGCAAGAUGCUGUGUUGAUUUUCACAUCUCUUGAGAAAAAGAUUACAUAAUGUAUGUCCAUAUAAAACUUCAGGCCCACAGUAUAAACUACAGAAUUUGGUGUGUGUGCACCCAUGUCCAUCUGUAAUGUUGGUGUACAAAUGUGUGCCUGUUUUUCCAUUACACAUGCUAACUUCUCUAAACCUCCUUAACUGAUUCUCUUGUUGCUGAGUUUGACUUUUUUGAGUUUGAAAUAAACUUAAUUUUUUAUUUGAUUUGAGGUUGGUUGAAUCAAUUUUCAUAUAAAAGAACUAGUGAACGACCGAUAUAUCGGCCGAUUUUUGCGAGUUUUAUGUGUAUUGGCAUUGGCCGAUUUGUGGCUGCUGUGUUCACCGAGUUUUUCCGGCAUUAUUUACAGACAGAAAUAUAGUUUUUUAAGUUCAAUAAAUGUUACUUUUUUAAAUUGAGACUUGUAACAUUUGGCAUCAUCGUGUCAUUUUUAUAAGUAAACUGAGUGAGCAAAAGAAGUAUCGGCUCAAGAAAAUAGGCUCUCUCAGUCUGUCCGCUCUACUUUCAUCUUUCCGUCUAUGCAUGUUGGUGAUUCCUCUCUCUCUGUAGCUAUCUCUACAAAUUAACCAAAGAUAUUUACAUUUACAUUAUUAGUGUGAGCCUGCCAUGUCUACACUUAACAAUGACAUGUCAAUUUACAAUGAUACUGAUAACUAUCUGUUAUGUCAAUUAUAUAAAGCAAUCAGUCAAAGUCCCGCUUAAUUAUCGCAGAAAGUUUUCCUAGAGACCAGAGGUAGAAUCAUAUAGCCUUCAUUUAUAUCAAUAAUGAGUCAAGCUACUACUGUAUGAAUUAAUUACAUUAAUCUGGCCUAGUUCAUUUUAUCUUAGUUUGUAGUCCUAGUCAAAUCACGUACAACAUUACAGAAAUUGACUGACAAAUUAUUUGUAGCCUACUGAAAAAGAAUAUAUGUGCAGUUGAAAGUUUCUAUUUAUUAAUUAAGAUAAAGAAAUAAGUGUCAUUUUGUCACUACCGAAACAAUCACGUCACAACCGACACGUCAACAAAUGUUUCGGUUGUGACUGUUUCGGUUGUGACUGUUUCGGUAGUGACGAUUUAAGCUAACUUUGAUCCUACUGCUAAGAUGCUAAUCAGUACGUAGUUAGCUAGCACAGUUCUCGACAUUGAAACAUGAGUAAAACCUAAAUGACCAGUAGAAAAAAUAAAAAAACUGAAUUAAUCAUUGAAAAUGUGUGAUCGGUAGUGACAUUCAUAAAUGUCACACACUGAUUUCCAAACUUUUGAUCACAUUUACUUCAAAACCAUGGGAUUGAUCUAAUCACCAUGUCACCACAAGGGAGAGAGGCACAGACAAAGUUUCUGGUUAAAAAUGGAGGGGAGUGGCUUAAAGCACUAUUAUAUUAUUGACUAUGAGUGGAAGUGCUACAAUAAACACACAGAUAUGCACCAAUCCCCUGGGUGCUCCAACAAACGAAAUGGCCAAGCACAUACACACAGUUGAUUCACAUUUACUUAAUUUUGUCUUUGGUUGCUAGGAAGUGGCUUGGCAGCUGUCAAUGACAAUACUCCAAAGGCUGCAUGUCAGUUUGAUGGAUAUAAACCAAUACGACAUUCAGAUUUUAAGAUUGUUUGAGUUUUUGUUGCUUGGGUCCUGAGCAGUAGUUGCUAGAGGAAUGACUUGAUAGCUAUGAGUAUCCCGAGAGACUAAUUGAAUGUCUGAGUGAAAUGAGCCCAUUAACUUGUUCUGCAAAGAUAUCAAUCUCUGCCUUUUAUAAUGGCAGUCUAUGGGAUUGGUUGCUAGGGUGCCCAAAAUGGUUGCCAGGGCGUGACCCUAAGAGACUGAUUGGAUGCCGGUGUAAAAUGACCCCACCCACUGGUCUCUGUGACACAGAAAUGUUUUAAUUAAAAAGCCCUGUACGUCCUAGAUAAUAUAGUAGGAAAAUCCUGUAUGACCUAGAUCAGUGAUUCCCAACCGGGGGUACGCGUACCCCAGGGGGUACGUGAAGAGUUUCCAGGGGGUACGCGAAAAGAUUUACAUUUUGCUUUGAUCUCAUUUACUUUUAAUAAAAAGUAUUUCGUUUGUCCAGUCAUUGACCUACGAUUGAUUUUUGUGAUGAAAGCAUUGUAAAAAGGACAACUUUGUAAUUUUAAUCUUAUCAUUAAUAUAAUUAGCCGUCAAGAGUAAAUGCGCUGCAUAAUCCAAAACGCAAUAGCGAUGUCCAACUAUUUUUAAUGAACCUGAAUAGUUUCUAAAGACACAAAGUUUAUUAACUAUAAUUAAUGUUUAAAUAAUGUUAUAAUAUUUAUUCCCGCUGCCGUUGCAUUUUCAAAUUAUACAAAAAAACCUUUGCAUUGUUUUUGGCUAACAUAUUUUGUCCCAUAUGAUGUCUUUUGUAUUUAUAGAGAAUGCCUUAACACAUUUUGUUUCUCUUUAUAUUUAAACAGAAUAAUUUAACUUUUUUGCACACUUUAAUUAUCAGUAACUUAAAUUGAGAUUUUAGUAAAUUUAGGGCAUUUACAAAAAGGACGUGAGAGCUCAAUUCCAAAUAAGCGCCGGAGUUGAAAAUGUGCGUGUGAUUUACUACAAAGGCGCAAAUAAAAUACACAGGCACAAUAAUGACAUAAGCACAUUUCUCCAAUGACCACUGCAAUCUACUAAGAGCAGCGCAAAUAAGUACAGGGUCGGAAAUAAGAGACCUCGGCAGGACAUCGCAAUGAAAAUGCGGACUGUGGAGUAUGAAAUUCCAGCUAAGUAAAAGUACACUAUGAACCGGAGGACGAAAGAUGAAUGGUAAAAUAAGUUUUGAAAUACCUGAUUUUACUUCUCCUCGUGACUUCUCCUGCUCUUUUCUCCAGCAAAUUAAACAUAGCAUGGCAUGGCAAACUAUAUAUUUAUUUCAAGUAUGUUCCUCUGGCAAAAUGUAAUACUCUCCUCGCAUUAAUGUUAAUGUAGGAAAACUUCCACAAAUGCAUAUGCAAUAAGGUCGCAAAAAUAACACCUUUUCAGAGCUAAAUAUCUAUUGCGUGUCUUUAGUAAGUUCAGUCAUUAUUUAACGGCAAAAUGAUGGUUUGCGCAAGCUGUUAGUAAAUCUGGCCCUUAAAGGGGUCAUAUGAUGAAUUUUUUUAAUUUGUAAAAUAAGUCUUUGGCGUUCCCAGAGUCCAUAUGUGAAGUUUUAUCUCAAAACACCCUACAGAUAAUUAAUUAUAGCAUGUCAAAAUUGCCAUUUUGUAGGCCUGAGCAAAAUGUGCCGUUUUUGGGUGUGUCUUUCAAAAUGCAAAUGAGCUGAUAAAAUGCAAACACUGAUCGCAAUGGUAGUGGUUUGUUGAAAUAAACAUGCUUCAUCAGUCAGUGCUUUUUACUUUAAUGUUUAAAAUUAAUUAAUUAAUUAAAAUUAUUACUAAUUAACUGGAUAACUGCACAUGGCAGUGUAAAAGCAAAGCUCCGUCUUUGUGAAAUGUUGUUAAAUUAAGCUAAUGUUAGUAACUUUGCACAGUCAACAAUAAUGUAUCGAGCCAGCUUACGUUAUUUGUAAAAUAAUGUUAAAUACUGAUAUUCAAUCUUGUUCAACAAUCCGUUUGUUGUUUUAUCGGAUAACCAUCAUCACGAGGAAGAGUUUUCUCCGCAGCACCGGCAUUAUUGUAUCUAGUCAGAAGAACGAGCUUUCACCGAAGCAGGUAGGGUAAAUAUGGUUUCUUUAUUGACAAAUACAUGUCAAACUAAACUGAGAAGAUAUUCAUAUGGCGACUGAGCAGUCGGUUAUGUAGAUGUGUUUUUUCGUUUGCUCCGGGCUCUUAUUUGGUGUUUUGAGUCUGUUUAAAUGAUGAUAGCCUACUUUGUCAAGUCCUCAAACUUUAAACUUCGCAAGUCCUCAAACUUCGCUUAGAUUUGGGGUUAGUGUAUAAUAUUUGGUAUAAUAUAAUGUAUGUAAGAUCAAACAGUAAUGAAUUCAUACUAACGACCGACUUGAAACUAAGGAUUUGACUCGGACUUCGCUCCGCAUGGGGUUUUAAGGCCUUUUUUCUGUAGGAUAUUUUUAAAGAAGAAUUAAAAAAUAUAUAAUUUUUUACAAUGUUUUCAACUUAAAAAUACAUAUACACAUACAGAAUAGAAGUUUAGCUUGUUGUGGAUAUUUCCUAAUUAUAAGCCUUCUGUGAAAUUAUGACAAAAUGAAAAAUAUAAAACGCGCAUGUCUUAAUUAACAUAAUUUAAAUAAAUGAAUAUUCGAAUAUUUGUUCUUUAUGAGCUUAAAUAUUCGAAUAGUAAAUUACUGGAAAAUGCCCAUCCCUAACUUACACCCCAUUUCAAGAUAUGUUCUUACAGAGCUCGGAGCUAUGACCCCAAAGCUUGCGGGACCGAAAUUUGGUCCAGAUGUAAGAAUAAUAUUAUCCCUGACCAAUAACAAUAGUGAUGCUUUGUAUAAAUGCAAGCACCACUAAUAUUUGUUGUGCUUUUGUAGACAGCGUCUGUCUGUUACAAUUAACCUUGCCCAUGGCAUAAGUUGUAACAUCUGCAUUUCGGUCAAUUUUGGGACAAUUGCACAAGAACUAUAUGUGAAGAUGUGUAUGUUAAAUAUGACUAAUUCUAACUCUGUUUU
This is a messenger RNA of Misgurnus anguillicaudatus (oriental weatherfish), 11377 nucleotides long. The record is from RefSeq and is a predicted model, not a curated record. Lineage: Eukaryota; Metazoa; Chordata; Actinopteri; Cypriniformes; Cobitidae.